ACUCAUUGCUUCAAGAAAUUAAUUCACUUCUCUCUACAGAAAAGCCUAUCCCAUUAUAUGAUGAUAUUAAUUUAUUUAAAUAUACUACAGCUACAUUUUAUGAAACUCUUCGCUUAUAUCCUGUUGUUCCCGAAAAUGGGAAGGUCUGCAUUAAGGAUACUGUUCUACCUAAUAAUAUUCCAAUUUAUGCUGGAGAAUUUGUAGUAUUUAAUCUCUAUGUAAUGGGGAGAGAUGAAAAAAUCUGGGGAAAAGACGCAAAACAAUUUGAUCCUAAAAGAUUUUUAAAUUCAAAGGAUGGUUUAAAACCAAAUAGAUUCAAGUUUGCUUCUUUUCAUGCUGGACCUAGAAGUUGUGUGGGAGAGCAAUUAGCAACUUUGGAAGCAGUAAUACUUACAAUAUUGCUAUUGAAAGAAUUUAAGCUUGAAUUAAUGCAUGGACAAAAAUCACCACCGGAAUUUAAAGAUAAUAUAUUUUUAGCGAUGAAGAAUCCUUUAAUGACUAAA
This is a messenger RNA of Racocetra persica, 503 nucleotides long. The record is from the annotation of a GenBank genome assembly. NCBI's taxonomy places the organism in Eukaryota, Fungi, Glomeromycota, Glomeromycetes, Diversisporales, Gigasporaceae.